This is a messenger RNA of Cyprinodon tularosa, 3523 nucleotides long. Its product is annotated as bromodomain testis-specific protein-like. Gene Ontology annotation, cellular component: chromatin; nucleus. Gene Ontology annotation, biological process: positive regulation of transcription elongation by RNA polymerase II; chromatin remodeling. NCBI's taxonomy places the organism in Eukaryota, Metazoa, Chordata, Actinopteri, Cyprinodontiformes, Cyprinodontidae. The record is from RefSeq and is a predicted model, not a curated record. The transcript is spliced from 18 exons. Bases 259 to 2928 code for a protein of 889 amino acids.
ACCGAUACUAGCAGUGUUUUUAUUACCAAAAGCGUUAAAAUGAACCAUUAUCGGGCGCGCGAGGCUAGCUCUCACGCGUAGACAAAUCAGUUAUGGAGGGAGAGGCUAUAAAAAUGAGGCGGUGGCCCUGGAGACGCCUGCCAGUUAGGAGCUGAACUCAGGGGGACUCCCAGGAUUUCAGAGGUUCUUUAGGAAAGUAUAAGAUGAGCUGUGAGCUGCAGUAAGGUGGUCUCCAGCCAGUGCUCCCACCCCCUCUGAAUGCAGUUCAUGCUUUUAAACAGGAUGGCCGACGUGAAAGCCUGCUUCUCCAUGAGUGGGAAUCCACCUCCACCAGAGGUCAUAAAUCACCAGAGGCCUGGGCGCGUAACCAAUCAGCUGCUCUACCUGCAGAAGGUGGUCAUGAAAGCUCAGUGGAAACAUCAGUAUUCGUGGCCUUUUCGCCAGCCUGUCGAUGCGGUCGCUCUGGGUCUUCCUGAUUAUUAUAAAAUCAUUACUUAUCCUAUGGAUCUCAGCACAAUCAAGAGGCGACUGGAGAACAGGUAUUACUGGGAGGCCAGUGAAUGUGUGAAAGACUUUAAGGCCAUGUUCUCCAACUGCUACAUGUACAACAAGCCCGGAGAUGACAUUGUUUUCAUGGCACAAACAUUGGAAAAAGCCUUUUUGCAGAAAUUGUCUCAAAUGCCAAAGGAUGAAGUGGUUGCUAAGACGUCUUCACUUGAGCCAGAGAAAGUGAAAAAAAACAACACAGAUGCAGGAAAGCACAAGAGUCGUUUGUCAGAGCUUGUUUUCCAUCAGAUGGUAACAGUUCACCCUCCACAUGUGGCUCAAAUGGACCCAACCAAUCCACAGUCUGCAAAAACACACAGAACUAUAAAAAAAACCUGUAAGAAGAGAGCUGACAUGGCAAUACCCACUACCUCUGUAUGCCCAAACCCUGAGGUAACCCCUGACGAGGAUCCUUCCAAAGCUUGCUUGUUGCUGUCCAGAACAAGCGGCAAAAGACACAUUAAGCCUCCUAAGAAAGAUUUGGCUGAUUUUGAGCACAAGAGGGUCAAAAUGACAGAACAGCUGAGGUACUGUAGCAAUAUCCUGAAAGAGAUGCUCUCCAAAAGGCACUAUGCGUAUGCCUGGCCCUUCUAUACACCAGUGGAUGCCGUGGCUUUGGGUCUGCACGACUACCAUGACAUAAUCAAGCAGCCUAUGGACCUGAGCACCAUCAAGAAAAAAAUGGAUCAUCAAGAAUAUUCAGACCCCAAGGAAUUUGCAGCUGAUGUGCGCCUGAUGUUUUCAAACUGCUACAAAUACAACCCGCCGUCGUAUCACGUGGUUCUAAUGGCAAGAAAACUGCAGGACAUCUUUGAAAGCCGUUAUAUGAAUAUUUUCCAAGAGCCUAAAGGGAGCUCAGUGUCGCUCCAGUGUGGUAACCAUGAGAAACCAGGCGAAGUUGGAAGUCCCUCAUCCUCCGAGAGCUCAGACAGUAUGAACUCGUCCGAGUCGGAUAGGUCGUCGGAUGAGGUCGCCAUGCAGCUGGCUCAGCUGGAGGACAGGCUGAAGGAAGUCGGAGAGCAGCUAAAGAGGCUUUCCGAAGCACCUCUGAAGCCCGGGAGGAAAGCAAAACGGAAAAAGAAAAAGCGAUCCAAUGAAAAGGGUCUCGCUCGUCUUAAAAAAAAUAUUUCUGCCAAAUACAACUCCAUACUACAGAUAAUUUCAAAAUACAAGAACAACUCUGCGCAUGGAGGUUACGAGGUUUCAUCGAUGCCGCUGACUAGUCAGGAGAAGUUACAGUUAAAGUCGGGUAUUGACAACCUGCCCAGUGAAAAACUGAUGGAUCUCAUGAACCUGAUUAAGAGCAGGGAGCCGUGUGCAGGAAGGUCUGCAUCCAGAGACUUUGAAGUUGACUUGGAAAAUCUCAAAACUUCCACACUGAGAGACUUACAGCAGUUUGUGGCUUCUGGUCUGAAAAAGCACAAGAAUAGCAGAAACAGUAAAAGUUUUAACCCCAAAGGAGGACUGAAGAUGGAAAGGGCAAAGGGAGGAGGAAAAGGUUUAAGCAGGAACAAGAAGAAACCAAAGCUGUUUGUGGAUGCUUCUGCUAACCACAGCCACCGGUCACCGUCCAGCAGCAGCAGCAGCAGCAGCUCCUCAUCAUUCAGCUCUUACACCAGCAGCUCUAGUAGUUGUAGCUCUAGUGAUGACAGCGACACUGAAUCAGAUUUUUCUACGCUUUUAUCCCCCAUGGCUUCUCCUGGAGAGCUGAAGGACCUGACCGCGGCCAUAUUCCAGGGUCCAGUGCUGUCCCCUCUCACAGGCAGCCCACUGCUGUUCAAAGAAGAGACGGGGUGCUAUUUCAGGAACCUUGAAGAUUUUCCUGACCCUCAGGAGAGCAACAUAGCUGACAGUCAGACUACAUCUACAUAUACUGAGGAGGACAAAUCUCAGAUCCCUAAAAAGGACAUUAUCCUGAAAAAUGCAGUGUCUUGGGCAAAGUUGGGGAAACAGUCGGUCCCUCCUGCUGCUAUCAAAGCCUCUAAAGAGAGUUUUCAGCUGUUCCGUAAGGCCGCCAUAGAGAAGGAGGAACGGGAGAAGGUGCAGAAGAGGAAACAGUCGGAUACAACCAUAGAGACGGAGCCCGCUGAAAGGAGCAGCCUCCCAGGCUCCUGUAAAUCAGAUCCACCUGAGCAGAUUAUAGAGAAUCCUGAUUUGCUGGACAGCAUCUGCCCUGUGGCUGGGCUGGACCCCCCCAAACGUAUCGAGCACUUAAUGUCUCCAGCUGAGACAAGGCCCCAAAACCAACAAUCUUCUAAAGAUAAAGAGAGAGAGCUGGCCCGCAGAAAAGAGCAGGAACGUCGCAGACGAGAGGCUAUGUCUGGUAUCGACAUGACCAUGCAGCGGGACAUCAUGACUUCAUUUGAACUUAAUCUGGACUGAAGGCAGAGGCUGUGAAGUAAAACUCUAAGGUCAAAGGUCUUUGGUUGUCCAGGGUUUUGAGAUUAGAUGUAAUUUCCUCAGACUUGGUAGACACUAAUUCAAACUCAAACCUGUCGUUUAGCUGAAAAUAAAAAGUGGAUAAAUUGAAAAAGGACAGAUCUAUCCUUCUGUUAGCAAGAAGCUCAAGAGUGCAUUAGUGCAAAUAUCAAUUGUUUAUAGCACCGUUAUUAUUUGGACUCGUAUUUCUCACCGUUUCACAGUUUAUCAAAAUGUAUGUUGUCAGAUGUUCGGUUCUGUUGCUUCUUGGAAUUGUCGAGUCCUUUCAGUGGAUUGUUUCAAUGUUAAGUUCAUUUUGUUUUACCCAGAAACCUAGAGUUAAGUCAGAGCACUGUUUUGUUUUUUUUAACCUCACACCAGCAUUAUACAUUCCCACUGUACAGUAAGGGAUCGAUAUGUGGACUAAGGAAGUGUAGCGCAAAUGAUUCCUAGCUGUUCAUAUUAGCUGUUGCUAAUGUCUGUGCUAACUGUAAAGAUGAAGCAGGCUGGUCGCUUAGCUCUGAUUGUAAUGCAGUAAUGAUAAUUAGCAUAUCCUCUA